This is a messenger RNA of Dermacentor albipictus, 1563 nucleotides long. RefSeq lists its product as uncharacterized. The record is from RefSeq and is a predicted model, not a curated record. NCBI's taxonomy places the organism in Eukaryota, Metazoa, Arthropoda, Arachnida, Ixodida, Ixodidae.
AGUGCAAACGUAAUCCUGGCCAAAAAUGUACAUCACAGACCGCCGCCUUCCCGCUUCGCGGCGGGCGGGAUCAGUGGAAGAAGGUGCGGCUCUAUAUAAGCGAACCAGAAGAUGGAGUCGAGGAUGCCAUCCGCGCCUGUGUGACGACCAAUUGUGCGGUAGCUGUCGACUCCAAUACUUCGGAGCAACGCGUCCAGGACAGAAAAGGCGGAGAAAUGGUUACGAGAUAUUGCGCGCUUCUGCUUGCCGUGGUGACCAGUGGCUCGGCGACCCUGCACUGCCACCUGCUGAAAGGCGGACCCGCGGGGAGGCCCUUCUUAGGCGGCGGCCCCCUCGUUGGAGCUCCAGGCGGUUUCAAGGGCAGCUUCGGUGGUGGCUACUCGGGCUUCCGCAGCGACUUCCACAGCGGCGGAGGCGGCUUCGCACCUGCUGGUCCCUUAUUCGCGUCCGGCCCAGGAGGCUUCGGAGCGGGUCCUGCUGUAGGAGGUGGCUUCGGCCCAAGCUUAGCGUUCGCUCCUGGUCCUGCAUCUGUGUCUGGAUUCGGCCCCGGAGCUGGCCUGCCUGCUCCACUGACUUUGGCUAGGCCACCAGCGGUGCAAUCCACAUUCAUCCCCGGAGGUCAGACGAAGGUCAUUCUCGUCAAGGUCAAGCACUUGGGAACAACCACACACCACCCGACUGCCUUCAACGGGCCGGUACAGGGAGGUCCUGUGCAGGGACCCACUUUUGGGGCGGGACCCUUCGCGGCUCCAUUCGGCCUGCCCAGCUCGGCGGGAUUCGGGGGGCCACUCAAGUCAGGAAAGGGCGGCUGGUGGUGAACAGGUUUCAAACGAGCCACCAGCACCAUGUCCUACAUCAAAGAUCCUGGAGCUUUGUUUCUGCGCAUGCCGUCCAUAAAGGACUGGACUCAUGGCAGUGCCCACAAGUUGCCUGUGAAUGAGUGGCUCACAACGCGCGUGAGCGCACUGCCCGCACCGCAGCAGAAGGGCCUGAGUAAUGUUUCCACGAACGCAACUCAGACCGGUAGAAAAGCCGUUCGAGGCGGUGACACCAAUUAACAGUUGCUAAGAACGUGCUGUACGGGGCGAGCUUUGUAAUAGGCGCAGAAAUGUUCUCUCUGUUCCUUUUCCUUUCAUUUUUAUUUUUGUGUGCACGUGUGUACGUGAAUGUGUGUGUUUAAAUGUACAAAAGUUGAACGAUGUGAAGCCCACUUUCCUUAAAGGUCCAGUGAACGCUGUCAAGGAAGUUUUGCGCGCGCAACUGAGCUUUCGCAGUGCCGCUGCAGGAAAUCGUGGCUUAUCAUGGUAUGUGAUCGCUUUCGCGCAAGUUGCCGCACAGCAUGUUACAUUUAAAUGGCGUGUAAAAACUUCUAAUGUGUCUUACAACAGUGUUGUCAUAAUUCGACGCUCAUACUCAGUAGUUUCGUCUUUCCGUACACCGACGCGCGCAACCUUUCGCUCAGCCUGUCGCUCCCUCAGAAGCCUGUGUAAAGUUGGAGUAGCAGGCUAAACCUAAGCUACUCCCACCUCCACUGUUGUCUCAUUAAAAUCUCUCCUUCGCUCA